AUGCCCACCGUGGCGGAGCACCUCGUGAAGAUGCCGAGCCCUCUGAGAAAAGUUUGCUGCUCCAUAGUUGCAUCGGUUGCCAUUCUAUCGCUUUGGCCGUUUCAAGUGCUUUGGAUGGUUUUUCCACGCAGUCUGAUUUUGAGUUCAGGAGUUGAUUUGCAACUUCCUCCAGUGCUCCCAGCCAUGGCCAAGCAAGUUGAAGGGAAGCUUUGUGUGGCCAGAGCCAACGGACAGCAGUUUGAUGUGAAGUUCGAUGGGAGUGACACAACCCUCACUCUGAAAGCACGACUUUAUGAUCAAAUGGUGGAAGGAGGGCAGUCUGAAGCGGUACAGUGUUCGGGAAUGAAGCUUCUCCACGGAUUGGACAUCUUGCACGAUGACUGGGUGUUGAAGGAUCAUGGCAUAGAAGAUGGAGCUCACUUGACUCUGGUGAUUUCUUCUUUCCCAUCAGGAACCUACAACUUUGUUUCCCGCAGAGACAAUGCCCCUGCUGGGUCGAACACAACAGCGAGAGUUCAGGUCUCCUUUCAUCAAGAUGGUGCGUUCAGUCUCAGCAUCCACGAGUCUGAGAUCACCUCCCUUGUCCGGUUCACUGAUAGUGACCCCUAUCAAAUGGGAGAGAGAUAUGCUCACGAGUACUCUGGCAAAGCAACUGCGGGCGAAGAGAAACAAAUUGUACUCAAAGUGUUAGAUUAUCAGCGCAAAGGCAUCCGAUUUCAGUCUGAUCCUCACGCUGACUUGAUAGGCGAAAUGCAAGAGUCCAUGGAUGAAAUCCGGCUACAGCUUCCGUUUGAAGCUGGUGCGUGCAACGAGGGUAAAGCUGGCUUGAAGUGGAUAAGUCUAUUGAAGUCUUUCAAGGAGGUGAAGACGAGUGACGACGCUGAUUUGCCAGGUGCUCCACAUCCGGAUCCCUUCGCUCCCCCUGAAGAGCCUGACCCUGCAGCGCCUGGGGGGCGCGACACCUUCCUGGCCGCGCUGCACCGCCGCCGCUUUGAGGCGGUGCGAAAGGCGCAUCCUGGAAGUGCACCGAGCGCAAAAUUGAUCCGUGCAGAGCUCUGCUUUUCGAUUCAAGACAAGAGCUUUUCAGGCAAUGACGAGGACUAUCUCAGUGCCGUCGAUUGCUUCGAUCCGAGCCUCGUCUCAAAUAGACUGCAGGCUGAGUUUUGGGUGGGAAGCGCUGGCUCCUAUGGGAACGCCUCGCGCUUGUGCAGCAGCAGCAGUCCUCCAGGGAAAACUCUAUGCUUCGAUCCUUUGACCCAUCGAUGGGAAAGUCUCCCACCCAUGCAGACCCCUCGAUACUACGCUGCCAUGGUCGCCUUCAAUCAUAGGAUUUAUGUCUGUGGUGGCAAGGACGACAAUGAUUCUGAGGAACUAAGCUCUGUGGAGGGCUUCGAUCCAGAGACUGGCUGUUGGGAAGUCCUGCCAUCCAUGAACAGCAAACGAGCCAAUGCUGGUAUUGUGGCCUCAGGAGGUUAUGUCUACAUUUGCGGAGGCAAGAGAUGCUGCAACAAACGAAACCCCCACCGUUCAUGUUGUGUCCCAACUCGAAGAACACAGCCAAAGCACCCUGAAACCAAACUGGCCUGUACCAAAACCAUUACAGCCACAUUGCUCUCCAAGGUUUUGGUUCCUGUGCUUGCACACCAUUUGUGCAACUUGCUUCUUCCUGCGAUGUGCACGUUUAAGGGGAUUUUUGUUCCUGUUUGCAAGGUGCAAUUCUAUGGUUUGCCGUUUCUGCUGGCCUGUUGUUUGGAGUGCCUUUAGUGUGUGAUUGCACCAACAGCGCAGCCUUCGCAUUGUAUAAAAUAUAUUAAUAUUACUAUAAUAUACUGUAGCUUGCUCCUUGUAGCAUUUUAUGGCGCGUAUGCUGCUUGCGACGAGC
Molecule: messenger RNA, 1882 nt
Organism: Durusdinium trenchii
Lineage: Eukaryota; Dinophyceae; Suessiales; Symbiodiniaceae
Source: the annotation of a GenBank genome assembly